Molecule: messenger RNA, 1612 nt
Organism: Manihot esculenta (cassava)
Lineage: Eukaryota; Viridiplantae; Streptophyta; Magnoliopsida; Malpighiales; Euphorbiaceae
Product: 1-acyl-sn-glycerol-3-phosphate acyltransferase 2
Exons: 11
Coding region: 313-1476 (387 amino acids)
Cellular component (GO): endomembrane system
Molecular function (GO): 1-acylglycerol-3-phosphate O-acyltransferase activity
Source: RefSeq, a predicted model, not a curated record
AAAAUAAGAAUAAAACUCGCUGCAGUUGCAGACAGAAGAGAGCGAAGGAAAGUUUUCUCUUCUCAUUGGAACCGCAAGCUGCUGUUAAAGCUCUCUCUAUCUCCUACCACACCACAGCACAAGACACGCUCAGUGCGUAGCCUCACACUCUCAGCUCUCCAUUCAAUCCAACACCUUCCCAUAAUUACAUUUAAAUUCACUCCAAUACUUCACAAACAAAAAAUUAAGCCGUCUUGUACUUUUUGCUUUUGAUAUCAUCUCCGAUUUCUCCAAUCAACCUCUCUCGAUCGUCGGUGGUGGUUGUUUUGGGGCAUGGCACUUCCUGCGGCAGUUGUCAUCGUGCCACUGGGACUUCUCUUCUUCUUGUCUGGCCUUAUUAUUAAUUUCAUUCAGGCUAUCUGCUUUGUUCUUAUUCGGCCCUUGUCUAAGAAUACAUACAGAACGAUCAAUAGAGCUUUGGUGGAGUUCUUGUGGCUGGAACUUAUAUGGGUUGUUGAUUGGUGGGCGGGAGUUAAGGUUCAAUUGUUUACAGAUCGUGAUACCCUCCGUUUAUUGGGCAAAGAACAUGCACUUGUCAUAUGCAACCACAGAAGUGACAUUGAUUGGCUUGUUGGAUGGGUUUUAGCUCAGAGGGCAGGAUGCCUUGGCAGUGCAGUAGCUGUCAUGAAGAAAUCAUCAAAAGUCCUUCCGGUAAUAGGUUGGUCCAUGUGGUUUUCUGAAUACCUCUUUCUGGAAAGAAGUUGGGCCAAGGAUGAAAACACUUUAAAGUCAGGUCUCCUACGGCUAAAAGACUUCCCUCGACCCUUUUGGUUGGCUCUUUUUGUUGAAGGAACUCGUUUUACACAGGCAAAACUUUUAGCAGCUCAAGAAUAUGCAGCCUCAGCAGGGCUCCCUAUUCCUAGAAAUGUUUUGAUUCCUCGUACUAAGGGUUUUGUUUCAGCAGUGAGUCAUAUGCGCUCAUUUGUUCCAGCCGUUUAUGAUAUAACAUUAGCCAUCCCCAAAAGUUCUCCUCAACCUACAAUGCUCAGGCUCUUCAAGGGUCAAUCCUCAGUGGUACACGUGCACCUAAAGCGACAUUUGAUGAAGGAUCUACCUGAAUCAGAUGAUGCUGUUGCACAAUGGUGUAGAGAUGUAUUUGUUGCAAAGGAUGCAUUAUUGGACAAGCAUACCAUUGAGGAUACAUUCAGUGACCUAGAACUGCAAGAUCUUGGCCGGCCAAUCAAGUCCCUGGUGGUUGUUACGUUCUGGGCUUGCUUGCUUGUUUUUGGGGUCUUGAAGUUCCUCCAGCGGUCUUCACUUUUGUCAUCAUGGAAGGGUAUUGUGAUAUCAUCAUCUGCACUGGCUGUGAUUACUGUCCUUAUGCAUAUAUUGAUUCGAUUCACUCAGUCAGAGCAUUCGACGCCUGCCAAGGUUGUCCCGGCAAAGCCCAAGAAUGCGGUAGAGCCAUCGGAAACAGGACAAGAAAAACAACAAUAAGACACAUUCUGUUGGUUAAAUCUAACAUAUAUUAAUAACUACAUUAGAGUCCUUUUUGUGAUGAUACAUUUAGUGUCUGCAACUUGUGUGUUUUCAUUUUAGACUAGUUUGAUCAGUAAUAUCUUUAAUUUUGUAA